This is a messenger RNA of Colias croceus (clouded yellow), 2072 nucleotides long. It is a transcript of the gene flr, whose product is annotated as actin-interacting protein 1. The record is from RefSeq and is a predicted model, not a curated record. Gene Ontology annotation, cellular component: cortical actin cytoskeleton. Bases 140 to 1960 code for a protein of 606 amino acids. The transcript has 13 exons. Gene Ontology annotation, biological process: sarcomere organization; actin filament depolymerization; positive regulation of actin filament depolymerization. Lineage: Eukaryota; Metazoa; Arthropoda; Insecta; Lepidoptera; Pieridae. Gene Ontology annotation, molecular function: actin filament binding.
UCACGUCAUUUUUGGCCUUUGGGAAUGGAGUGCUAGGUAGCGGCUGAUAUUGUUUUACCAUAUAAGUCAAAAAGCCUAGAAAGUAAUAAUAAUUUGUGUACAGUGUUAAUUAUUAUAGUAAGAAGAAAAUCUUAUAAGAAUGUCUUAUUCGAAUAAAUAUACCCUUGCGGCUUUGCCGAGGACCCAGCGCGGUACUCCGUUGGUGCUUGGGGGUGACCCAAAAGGAAAGAACUUCUUGUAUACCAACGGGAAUUCCGUAAUAAUUCGGGAUAUUGAGAACCCGGCUAUCGCGGAUGUGUACACUGAACAUUCUUGCCAAGUUAACGUCGCGAAGUAUUCUCCAAGUGGAUUCUAUAUUGCGUCUGGUGAUGUGUCCGGCAAAGUGCGAAUUUGGGACACAGUUAACAAAGAGCACAUCCUCAAGAAUGAGUUCCAGCCGAUCGGAGGGCCCAUUAAGGACAUCGCCUGGAGUUCGGAUAACCAGAGGAUGGUGGUUGUUGGCGAGGGCAGGGAAAGAUUCGGCCACGUGUUCAUGUCAGAGACUGGUACAUCAGUGGGAGAGAUCAGUGGGCAGUCGAAAGCUAUCAAUUCGGUUGACUUCAGACCGGCUCGGCCGUUCCGUAUCGUCACGGCUUCGGAGGAUAACACGCUCGCCGUGUUUGAGGGACCUCCCUUCAAGUUUAAGUGUACUAAACAGGAGCACACACGUUUCGCCCAAGCGGUGAGGUACAGUCCCGACGGGAAGCUGUUCGCUUCAGCUGGCUUCGAUGGGAAAAUAUUCCUGUUUGACGGACAGACGUCUGAACUUAAGGGAGAGAUCGGUUCGCCAGCGCACAAAGGCGGUGUGUACGGUAUAAGCUGGUCCCCGGAUGGGAAGCAGUUGCUCUCCUGUUCUGGGGAUAAAACCUGUGCGAUAUGGGACGUGGAGACCAUGCAGAGGACCGUGCUGUUCCCCAUGGGGUCCGCUGUUGAGAACCAGCAGGUAUCUUGUCUAUGGCAAGGCAAGCACCUCCUGUCCGUGUCUCUGUCCGGUGACAUCAACUACCUGGACAUAGACAAUCCGGAAACACCAUUACGUGUGAUCACCGGACACAACAAGCCGAUCACGUGUCUCUGCUUGUCUCUGGACCGGAAGCGCUUGUACACGGCCAGCCAUGAUGGCGCUGUCGCCCAUUGGGAUGUUAGUUCCGGUGUGGGCGGUAAGGUAACCGGCACAGGGCACGGUAACCAAGUGAACGGUAUGCGUUUGUCGAAAAAUGGCGCUCUGCUCACUUGCGGUAUAGAUGACUCGCUGAGAUUCGCACAGCCCAAGGCUGAAGGAGAAGCACCUUCGUACACGGAACAGUCGGUGCCGCUCGGAGCUCAGCCGCGCGCUAUGGACCAGCUUUUAGACGACGAUAUUACUAUAGUCGCUACUGUUAAAGAGCUAAUCAUACUGUCCGGUGGAGUGAAACGUGGUUCCUUGCCGAUAAAGUACGAACCGUCGUGCGUCACUAUCAACCAUCAGAAUAAAGAUGUCGCUGUUGGAGGUGACGAUAGCAAAGUGCACAUCUACACACUAUCCGGUUUCGAGUUGACACCAAAAACUGAGUUGGUGCAUUUGGGAGCUAUAAGUGACGCGAGAUACAGUCCCGACUGCAAGUACUUGGUGGCUUGUGACGCUAACAGGAAAUUGAUACUCUAUGAUGAGGAGUAUAAGCUCGCCCACAACAAGGAGUGGGGCUUCCACACGGCGCGUGUGAACUGCGUGUCGUGGAGUCCGGACGGGAAUCGUGUCGUGUCCGGAUCGUUGGACACGACGCUUAUCGUGUGGAGUGUUAGCGCACCGGCCAAACAUCUUACUGUUAAGAACGCACACCCCCAAAGUCAGAUAACGGGCGCGGUGUGGAUCGACGACGAGACGAUCGCAUCGGUCGGACAGGACGCUAACACGCGCAUCUGGAAUGUGCCUAACGCUUAAAUAUUCGGGAUAAGGCACUUUGCACACUAAUUACAAUGUUUUUUUUUUUAAAUUAGAAUGUAAACAUUUGUAGUGAGGUUUUAGUGGAGUUAUUUUUCAUAUUUUUGUUUAA